Molecule: messenger RNA, 2118 nt
Organism: Scleropages formosus (Asian bonytongue)
Lineage: Eukaryota; Metazoa; Chordata; Actinopteri; Osteoglossiformes; Osteoglossidae
Gene: mettl8
Product: methyltransferase 8, methylcytidine
Exons: 11
Coding region: 440-1573 (377 amino acids)
Molecular function (GO): tRNA (cytidine-N3)-methyltransferase activity
Source: RefSeq, a predicted model, not a curated record
CAUGGUGAAGCCAUUUGCAGUCCAAGCAAGUGUGGGGUUGAGCGAGCUACUUUGAAACUACUAGCAAGAUGCUUUCUCCCUGCUGAUGAGAAGCAACCUCACAGUGUGAUGCUGCCACCAUACUUCACAGUAGGGAUUGUGUUUCAGUUUCAGGUAUAUGGGAGGGUGGCACAAAUGAGGCCAUUAUUCAUAAAGCACUAUUUUAAUUCAUGUCUGGAUUUCUCCAGAAAGCAGAAGAGUGACCCAGCUAUGAUGUGGGAAGAAGUUAUAUAUUAGACCAAGGUGGAGCCUUUUAGCCAAUAUUCAAUACACUAUUUUGCUAGAUUGCCAGCCUUUCCUCACUUGUCACUCUCCUUAACAUUUCUUUAACAUUUGACGUUGUAAACCACUGGAUCCUACCUUCCUGUGCAACAGCUUGGAAUCAAAAGAACCAGACUGAAUGAGUUCUUAUCUGUCAGGACCUGAAAUGUCAGGACUUUGUCCUCGCCUCUUUCUGCCAGUGGUUAAUGCGGCAGCAAGGAUUUGCUGCAGAUGGAGCAGUGGAGGCAGCACCCGACCCCCAACCCCACUGGGUGCCAGAAUUCUGACCAGUCAUGACCACAUAUUCCAGCACAACAUGUGGGACCAUGUUAAAUGGUCAGAGGAAGAUGAAGAAAACGCAAAGCAAAAAGCAAUGGAAAACUCCUCUGAGCCAAUUCCAAUGGAGGAGCAAGCUAAAUUUGACAUAGAGGCUUGUAAGUACUGGGACACUUUUUAUGCUGUGCAUCAGAACAAGUUCUUUAAGGAUCGUAACUGGCUGUUCAGGGAGUUCCCAGAGCUUCUUCCUGGCGGGGAUGAGGACUGCCUUCUGGGCCCUUGGUCUUCCUGUGGGGUCACGGACAAGGGGCAGCAGACACUGGUACUGUCAGGCAAACAAGAUCAGACGGUUGAUGGCGAGGGCUGCUGCCUCCAUGAGGCUCCAGACACUGGUGAUUUCCCUGGAAAACAAGCAGCCUUCCGGAUUUUAGAGGUUGGAUGCGGGGCUGGUAAUAGCGUGUUUCCAAUCAUUAGAUCUAUAAGGGGCACGAGAACAUUUCUGUACUGCUGUGACUUCUCUCCACGAGCCGUCCAGUUGGUGAAGGACCACCCCAGCUAUGACCCAUCUCUCUGCCACGCCUUUUUGCAUGAUGUCUGCAAGGAAGAUGCUGCCUUUCUCUUUCCGCCUCAGAGCCUGGAUGUUAUUCUUUUGGUCUUUGUGAUGUCGUCCAUUCACCCUGCAAGAAUGCAAGGGGUUGUGAACCGAUUGACCCAGUUCUUGAAACCCGGAGGGAUGUUCCUGUUUCGUGAUUAUGGCAGAUAUGACUUGUCACAGCUCCGAUUUAAAAAAGGUUGCUGCUUAUCUGAAAAUUUUUAUUCACGUGGAGAUGGUACUUGUGUGUAUUUUUUCACAAAAGAAGAAGUUCGUCUUUUAUUCAGCAAUGCUGGUUUGGAAGAAAUUCAGAAUCUACAGGACAGGCGGCUACAGGUCAACCGACGGGAAAAAGUAGCCAUGCGACGAGUUUGGAUGCAAAGUAAAUUCCGGAAACCAAGCUGACAACUUGAAAACUAAGGUGUGGCUGUGAUACAGCCAGAGAGCUGAAUUAGAGUUGCUUGGACUUCAGAGAACAUGAAAGGUCCUCUUCUCUUCUUCUCAUAAGCCACCAAGAAGGUGACAGUGGAUAGUAGUUCAAGAGCUUCUGUUCCAUUGUCCCAGAUGGAAAUUAAGUGUGGCAAUGUAUUUUGAGAUUAAGUCAGUGAAAGCACAUUUUUGAAGAAAAAAAAGUUUUUUUUUUUACUUGUUUUUACUAUAAUGUACUCAGUUAUGAUGCAAUACACUUGGAGUAUAUGAAAAUAUAUUUACAGUAUAUUGGGUCUAAUGUGGUAGUUCUAGGCAAUCUUGGCAGUUACUUAAGUCUGUCUGUACAGUAAGACACUGACCUGCAGUACACUAGCUGACACCAUCAAUUAGGUCAGUACACUACUAAUCAAUGUUAGCAAAGUAAACAUUUAGACUGAGGAUGUGAUACACUUUAAAACCAGGCUUUUAUUUAUGGCCCAGAAAUGUUAACGCAUCAAAAUGUUUACUGAAAAUACUUGUAU